AUGACGACACCAACUAGCAAUCAUCCUCUACAUAGACCAAGGCCGAAAGCAUCAGAAUCGUCACAAAAUCCAAUUGAAAGUGAAGAUGACAGUUUGCUACCAGCCAGUUUCUCCGGCUCCGUUGAUACCGUUGCGGCAUACGACCACGAUGUCGAACACCCGUUAAAAAGACACAAACUGUCUCAGCUGCUGGCACCUUCCAAGUUGGGUAUCCGAUCAUUUGCUUGCCUUAUACUGACAUUGUUACUUGUACUUUCUUCUUUGGUUGAAACUGGAACAAGCGUGAUCUUAUCCAGUUCAAAGGGGAGCCUCAGGAAAGACCCGGUUCAAUGCCCCAUCCAAAAGUGGACCUAUCCCAACUGCAGGCCCUAUCUGGCCCCAAAGAAUGCAUCGCUUGGGGAUUUAUCGCCUCAUGAGUGGUAUGACCUUCGAAGAAAGUUCGAACAAGUGGUCGGUGACGAGGCUUCCAGUCUUGAUCCGUCCUUUAGAACCAAUGGCAGUGAGGAGUCCUUGAGCGGCUUUCGAGUCCCUGUAGAGGUACGAGUGUCGCCUGGAAAAGGUCUAGGUGUCUUCACUACCACUCCCGUCCAGAAAGGCCAGGUUGUUUGGGACAAUCGCUUUACUGCGCGCUUCCCAGACGAGUGUUCCCUUCGACAGUACUUCGAUCUCAUUGGAGAAAAAGCAAGCUGCGAUGCCUUAACAUGGGGUUAUGUGAAUGACUUUCAAGGAGAAGGCCUCAAGUUUUUGUUGGACCUGGAUGAGGCUGUCUACCUGAACGAGGCACGCAAACCAGAUGAAGUCAAUUUGAUCAUCAACUUCCGUCCUCUCCAAGACGAUCCAGAGUACGAUGCUGUGCAAAAACUGAUAGACCCCGAUCGGUUCUGGCAACAUCGACAAAAACCAGGCAAUCAACAAGCGAGGGCAAAAGUGCAUUUGCAAGCGGGGGCCGAACUGUUGAUGGACUAUCGUGAAGUGCAUGUAUACGGCAAGUUGUGGUGGUAUGAUAGGCUAUGUUUUAAGACUCGCGGGGUUUGGGCUUGGUUAAUGCAGAUCUGA
Messenger RNA from Seminavis robusta, 1056 nucleotides. The record is from the annotation of a GenBank genome assembly. NCBI's taxonomy places the organism in Eukaryota, Bacillariophyta, Bacillariophyceae, Naviculales, Naviculaceae.